AUGCCCAUGCACAGGAUUCAGUACGGUAAGGUGAUCCAGCUGCAAGUGCCAGUGUCAGAGCCGCGGUGCUUGCUGUUUGCAGAGGAGGACGACCACGCGUUUUUUGUGGCCGGCGGCAUGCUCGACGUCGGCGCGCCUAUCGCCGUGUCGGUCGUCUGCAUUAGAGAGGGGGCGUCCCCACCGCCGCACUACACGAUCAAGGUGUGGGCGAAUGGCCCGCCGGGGGAGCCCAAAGGCAGGACCGACGUUGUCAAGGUGGAAAUCGAGGUGACAAGAAGCAAGGAGCCCGUCGCCGUAGCCGUGCAGGAGCUGACCUUCUACACAUGCAAGGGAGGGCACAUGGCCUGUGCAGACUGCUGCGGCGAGCGCCUCGGGAACCAGCGACAGUGCCAGAAGUGCGAGCGCGGUGGCGGCUUCAACAUGCGGAACACGACAAUGGACGUUGUCCUCUCCUCGGUGAGGGUGCGGUGCCUGCACGAAGGCUGUGGUCUCUACAUCACUUACCACAAGCUCACCAAUCACCAGAGUGUGUGUCCGCUCGCGCCCCGCAAAUGCCCGUGCCGUCUGCGGCUAUGA
This is a messenger RNA of Aegilops tauschii subsp. strangulata, 576 nucleotides long. Lineage: Eukaryota; Viridiplantae; Streptophyta; Magnoliopsida; Poales; Poaceae. The record is from RefSeq and is a predicted model, not a curated record.